Messenger RNA from Thlaspi arvense, 815 nucleotides. The record is from the annotation of a GenBank genome assembly. NCBI's taxonomy places the organism in Eukaryota, Viridiplantae, Streptophyta, Magnoliopsida, Brassicales, Brassicaceae.
GUUUAACUUUUUCUAUAAAUGUGAGAGGCAAGCUAAUGAUCAACAUCACUCGUUUCACAGAAGAAAAAAAACAAAGAAAGAAAGAACCAAAAAAUAUGAUGCAUUCUUGUACUCAAAGAAAGAGAAUGAUAUGGAGCUUGUGUUUAAUCUUCUAUCUUUCUAAUUCAAUACUUGUGUUUGCUUCUCAUGCUAAGCACUUGUGUCGUCCAAACCAGAGAGAUACUCUUUGGGAGUUCAAGAACGAGUUCUAUGUCGAAGGGUUCCAUUCUGAUGGGACGCCGGUUGAUAAGAAGACAAAGAGUUGGAGAAACAACACUGAUUGUUGUUCUUGGGAUGGUAUCUCUUGCAAUCCUAAAAAGGGCUUGGUGGUUGAGCUAGACCUCGAGGACAGUUUUCUCAAUGGCCCUUUAAGAUAUAACAGUAGUCUGUUCAGACUACAACAUCUCCAGAGCUUGAAUCUUGGCAACAACAAUCUCUCGGGUAUUCUACCAGAUUCCAUCGGCAAUCUCAAAUAUCUGAAGGUUUUAAGUCUUGGUCGUUGCAACUUCAUUGGGAAGAUUCCUUCUUCACUUGGAAAUCUUUCUUAUCUCACUAAUCUUGAUCUUUCUGUUAAUGGUUUCACCGGUGAGCUACCAUAUUCAAUGGGAAGCCUAAUCAAGCUAACAGAGUUGGAUCUUAAGUCGACCAAGCUCAGUGGAAAAUUUCCUAAUGUGCUACUCAAUUUGAGCGAGCUCACCUUGAUCAACCUUGCUUCUAACGAGAUGAUAAAAUUUGGUAACAGCGGUGGAUAUGUGUAUUAUCUAAGGUGUUGCAUC